CCAAAAAAUAAUUAAUUCGUUCACCUUUUAAACUCUAAAGUUUAGCAUCUGCACCACUUUCUCCCAUUCCGAGACCAAUAACUUCCUUUCUUGAAUAUUCCCAGACUAAUUUAAACUCUGAAGUUUGAAAUUUACUAUUGAUGCUGUUACAUAAUACAUUUACGGGUCUUUGAAGUGAAACGAGUUAUGGGGCGGCAAAGAACCGAAGCAACUGAGUCUUUACUUGUAAGACAAGGAAACGACAACCUUGUUUACAAUGAAGAAAAUGGUGGUCUUGGGGAUGGAGGGUCGGAGGCUGUUUCCGAUGUUACCACCAUUCUUGGUCUUAGCACCUUCGUGGCAACUUGUAUUGCCUUUGGUUCUGGCUGUGCUGUAGGAUAUUCAUCCCCUACUGAAUCUUCAAUCAUGGAAGACUUGGGACUUUCUGUUGCUGAGUUUUCAGUUUUUGGUUCAAUACUGAGUAUUGGAGCACUUCUGGGUUCUGCAAUAAGUGGGAAGAUAACAGAUUUUCUUGGUCGGAAAUUGACCAUGUGGAUUUUGAAUUUGUUCUACAUCGGUGGCUGGCUUGCCAUAGCAUUUGCAAAGACCCCUUGGUUGCUUGACCUUGGAAGACUAUCAUUAGGAUUCACAGUAGGAACUUUCACUUACUUGAUGCCCGUCUAUAUUUCUGAAAUAACAACAAAGAAUGUGAGAGGAAGAUUUUCGGUCAUACCGUCGUUGACGGUUGGUUGGGGCAUAUCGUUCAUGUAUAUUGUCGGUUCCUUUGUCAGUUGGCGCACAUUGGCUCUGAUAGCUACGAUUCCUGGUCUACUUCAACUGCUACCACUCUUCUUCAUACCAGAAUCUCCGCGAUGGCUGGCAAAAGUUGGCCGUGACAAAGAGCUUGAAGAUGUUUUGUUGUGCCUCAGGGGAAAUAAAGCUGAUAUUUUUAAUGAAGCAGCUGAAAUAAAAGAUUAUGUGGAAUCUCUUAAAAGUUUCUCAAAGGAAGGAAUUCUAGAAAUAUUCCAAAAGAAGUAUUUUCGACCAUUGCUAACUCUUAUUGGAAUGAUAAUCCUAAUGAAUUUGGGAGGAGCCAAUGCGUUUUCGUUUUAUUCUGGUGUUAUCUUUGUCUCAGCUGGUUUAUCUAGCAUGGUUGGACUCAUCACACUGGCUACUACUCAGACAAUAGUUGGUGUUUUGGGUAUAAUCCUAAUUGAUAAAUUAGGAAGGCGACCACUUCAACUGGUGUCUACAGCUGGAUUGUGCUUCAGUUGCUUCCUCACAGGAUUAUCAUUUCUCUUAAAGGAAUCUAAUUGGUGGGAUCAAGGUAGUCCUGCUUUGGCAUUCAUUGGCUUAUUAGUGUACACGGGAUCUUACAUAGUUGGCUCAGGAAUACCAUGGCUGUUAUUAUCAGAGUUAUUUCCAAUAAAUGUAAAAGGUUCAGCAGGCAGCAUCUGUAAUUUUAUGGGCAGUUGCUCUGGUUGGGUUGUUGCAUACUACUUUAACUUCCUAACUGAAUGGAGCUCAACAGGGACAUUCUUUAUAUUUUCAGCCUGCUGCGCUGCAAAUUUCAUCCUAUCAGCAACAAUGGUACCCGAGACGAAAGGGCGAACACUGGAGGAAAUACAAGCAUCGAUUAUUCAGUCUUUAGAUUGAAAUAACAAGUUUUCCAAGUUAUUUCAUCAUCAACAAUUUGCUUUAAAUCCUCACUUGUCUUGCUAUUGUAGUUACCAAACUCUUUACCGUCAUAGCUUGCUCCCUGCUGUUGUCCUGUGUUAUUCAUUAAUGAAAGAAAAAAACAAGUAAUGAAUGAAUUUGUGCUUUGGCUAUAA
Molecule: messenger RNA, 1811 nt
Organism: Gossypium raimondii (Peruvian cotton)
Lineage: Eukaryota; Viridiplantae; Streptophyta; Magnoliopsida; Malvales; Malvaceae
Product: sugar transporter ERD6-like 15
Exons: 18
Coding region: 187-1635 (482 amino acids)
Biological process (GO): carbohydrate transport; transmembrane transport
Cellular component (GO): membrane
Molecular function (GO): sugar transmembrane transporter activity
Source: RefSeq, a predicted model, not a curated record